Molecule: messenger RNA, 2094 nt
Organism: Linum tenue
Lineage: Eukaryota; Viridiplantae; Streptophyta; Magnoliopsida; Malpighiales; Linaceae
Source: the annotation of a GenBank genome assembly
CCACCACCACCUCCCGCCGUCGAUUUCCCGCCACUCACAUUACAGCCUAAUUCCACCACCACCUCCUCAAUUUUCAAUGAAGACUCUCUCCCCUCUCUUCCUCUUCCUCCUCUUAAUUUCCGCCAAUUCCUUCCUCCCUCCGCCGCCGUCCGCCUCCGCCGCCUACCACGACUACGCCGACGCGCUCGCCAAGUCGAUCCUCUUCUUCGAAGGCCAGCGCUCCGGCUACCUCCCGCCCGACCAGCGCCUCCCCUGGCGCGCCAACUCCGGCCUCUCCGACGGCUGGACCUACAACGCCGACCUCACCGGCGGAUACUACGACGCCGGCGACAACGUCAAGUUCGGGUUCCCCCUCGCGUUCACCACCACGAUGCUCGCCUGGAGUAUAAUCGAGUUCGCCGACGUCAUGCCACCGGCCGAGCUCAGGAACUCGCUCGUCGCCGUGCGGUGGUCCUCCGAUUACCUCCUCAAGUCCGUCUCCCAGCUUCCCAACCGGAUCUUCGUUCAGGUGGGGGAUCCAAAUGCAGACCACAAUUGCUGGGAGAGACCGGAAGAUAUGGACACCCCAAGGACUGUCUACGCCGUGGACGCACCCAACCCGGCAUCCGACGUCGCCGGGGAGACCGCGGCAGCUCUGGCUGCCUCGUCGAUGGCGUUUCGGUCGUCGGACCCCGGUUACGCCGAGACAUUGCUGAGAAACGCAGCCAAGGCUUUCGAAUACGCGGAUACGCAUCGAGGAGCUUAUAGUGACAACGAUAUCAUUAGAGAAGGUGCCUGCCCGUUUUACUGCGACUUUGAUGGCUACCAAGACGAAUUGUUGUGGGGAGCAGCAUGGUUGAGAAGGGCAUCAUCGGAUGACACAUACCUGAAUUACCUACAAGAAAAUGGCAAAACACUUGGAGCUGAAGAUAACAUCAACGAGUUCGGCUGGGAUAAUAAGCAUGCCGGCCUUAACGUUCUCGUCUCUAAGGUACUAAUCGCUCGCUCGUCUCAAGAAGUGCUAGAAAGUAGCAUGGUGACACUCCAAUCCUACAAAGCAUCGGCAGACAGCUUCAUGUGCACAUUAAUCCCACAAUCCUCAUCCUCCCACAUCGACUACACUCCCGGCGGCCUAAUCUACCGCCCCGGCGGCAGCAACCUGCAACACGCCACCACCAUCUCCUUCCUCCUCCUAGCCUACGCCAACUACCUCGAGCGGACCUCUCAGUCUGUCAACUGCGGGAACCUCGACGUCUCCCCUUACGCCCUCCGCUCCCAGGCCAAGAGGCAGGUCGACUACAUCCUCGGCGACAACCCGAAGGGCUUGUCGUACAUGGUCGGGUACAGCGACAACUACCCGCAACGGAUUCACCACCGUGGUUCCUCCUUGCCGUCGGUGAAGGACCACCCGGCGGCGAUCGCUUGUAAAGAAGGUUCGGUUUACUUCAACUCGACCGGUCCGAACCCGAACGUGCUGACCGGUGCGAUCGUGGGCGGACCGAGCGAGGACGACGAGUACCCGGACGACCGGGCCGAUUUCAAGAAGUCCGAGCCCACCACGUAUAUCAAUGCGCCGUUUGUCGGCGUGCUGGCUUAUUUUGCUGCUAAUCCUGAUUUUAGUUGAUAAAUUAGUAGCAGAAAUGGCUUGAUUAAGGGUUAGAUGAAUGCCAAUGUUUUUAUGGGUUGGCAUUUUGAUUUAGGGGAAGGGGAAGAUGAGGGUGGUGUGUGUGUAUUUGUGUGUCUCUCAUCUUUGGGCCAUAAAGGCAAAAAGAGGGUAGAGUGGUAAGAGUCUUUUGUUUGUUGGGCUAGGUAUCACAAGAUCUCCUUGUGAUUUUCCUUUUCUUAUUAGGGGAGAAAAAAUUUGAGGAUAAGGAGAAUUGGGAUAAGGAGUCCCAAUUCUUUUGAGGUGGAGAUUGAAAUUGGAUGCCAUUGAUAUCCCAUUGUUGGCUUCAAAAUGAAAUGAGUAUGCCUCUUUUGUGUUGCUAUCUCCCAAUUGAGUCAUGGUACUCAUACCUCAUUCAUAUUCACCGGUAAGAAUGAGCUCACACGGUGCAGAGUUAUUGAAUCGCGCAUUGGACGCGCUCUGCGAUUGCUGCCUUGUUGGAUAAAUGUGAU